GUGAUUGGUUUGAUCAUUGUCGCAAUGUAGACAGCGCCUCACAUAGCAGAAUGCUAUUUUAAAACUAGUGUAGUUAUUUGUUUAUUCAGUUCCGUCUGCUUCAAAACGUUUUUUACCAGCUCUUGUAGGCUAGCAGCAGACUGAGGGAUUCUUUCUGGUAAGAAAAUAGAGGAAACUUCAACACUGCAGUUAUGAAGAAAAAAGUUAAACACAACAAACCAAAGUCGUUGAAUGAAAAUGCACAGAAGGCAGAGAGUUUAGUUGCAUCUGGUAUGUCUCAGAGAAAAAAUGUCCAGACUAAUCAAACUGCGAAAAGCUCUGGGGAAGCUUCUACUAAAGUGAAGGGGAAAAGCAUCCCAGUUAAUGUUGUGUCUGCAACAAGCAGUACAACCAGAGAGAGAGCCCCCAUUAAGACCACAUCUGUUGCUUCUAAAACAGUGAGACCAGGUACUAGACUGAAGUCAUCCCCUAAUGCAAAACAGAUGCCAGACAUGAAGAAGGAGCAUGGUGUUCGCAGGCGAUCAUCUGUUCAGAAAAUCGUGACUCUGAAAUACCCAUUGAGUCCAGUUGUCAAAAGAAAGGGACACGUCACAAGAAUGAAAGCUGUGGCAGAGAAGAAACGAGCUGAGAUGUUGCAGGUCUCUGGUAUAUCAACUAGGCCAGAAAAUUUUCAGAUUGAUGAGAUCGAUUCUCCUCCCCAGAAGAAACAAAAACAAAAAACAAGAAUGGUUAGAGAAAAACUGCCAUCCGUUACAAAAAUGCAACAGCCUUGCAGUUCAAAACAGAAGAAGCCACACCCUGCUGCAGUAGAAAGUUGGCCAGUUUUAUCCCAAGAUGCUAAAGAUUACUUGAGUACUGUGUUCGAGCUGUCAAUACUCUCUGUUUUAGGUCAGAAGCUUCCUAGGAAAGAAGACUCCCAGCUGCAUCUUAACCGUCUGAAGCAAAGGUUCCUUGCUCGCUGUGAGAAUUUAAGGGCACCUGAAGGCGUAGUGACAAACUUGAAAUCUCUAUCAUAUGUGCAUUCUGAAGAGAGAGCGAAGCUAAGUGCUAGUGAAGCAAAACUGCAUGCAAUAGAGGAGGAAACUGAUAAGACCACAAAGUUAUUGGAAAGGAUAUCUGAAGAAACAGAAAGCCUAGAGGAGAAGAUACGGCUACUGAGUGACCGUUUGGAAGAAGCGGCAACAGAUCAGGUUGAUCUGCAACAAAACACAGGAGUCCUUCAACUACCUGAUCUUCCAGUGUCAAGUAUUGAAGCCCCAUUACUUCAGGAGAAGUUACUCAAGAUUCCUAACAGCUGUGCUGUUCUGCAAGACCUGAUUGAAAUCCAGAAAAGCAAAGACAUGAAGAAUAUGCUUAUAUUUCUGGAGCAGGCCUAUGAGGAGGUAGAUUAACAGUGAUGAGAGUGAACAUUUCUGGACAUAAAUGGGUACACAUACUCACAAAUCACUGCUGAUCAAGUUAUUGUUAACUCAGUUCAAUUGAUGCAGUUCUCUGUCUUUGGGAAAUCACAUACUCUCGUGAUAUUUGCCACACAGGUAUUUUAUGUUUAACCAGCAUUUGAAUAAAAUAGUAAAAUGAUAAACAUAAA
Molecule: messenger RNA, 1588 nt
Organism: Protopterus annectens (West African lungfish)
Lineage: Eukaryota; Metazoa; Chordata; Ceratodontiformes; Protopteridae
Gene: CENPQ
Product: centromere protein Q
Exons: 11
Coding region: 192-1391 (399 amino acids)
Source: RefSeq, a predicted model, not a curated record